Molecule: messenger RNA, 2079 nt
Organism: Prunus avium (sweet cherry)
Lineage: Eukaryota; Viridiplantae; Streptophyta; Magnoliopsida; Rosales; Rosaceae
Source: RefSeq, a predicted model, not a curated record
AUGUCAAACCCUAAAUCCCCAAACCACCGGUGCACUUAUGAUGCAUUCUUGAGCUUCAGGGGCACAGAUACACGCAAGGGAUUUACUGAUCACCUCUACAGGGCUUUGGAGGUGGCAGGGAUCCACACUUUUAGAGAUGAUGACGAAAUCGAGAGAGGAGCAAAUAUUUCAGCAGAGCUUCAAAAAGCAAUACAAGAGUCUCGAGUAUCCAUCAUUGUCUUCUCCAAGGACUACGCUUCCUCGAGAUGGUGCCUGGAUGAACUAGUGACGAUCAUGGAUCGUAGAGAAACUAAUGAGCACAUGGUUAUGCCGAUUUUCUAUGAUGUGGAUCCAUCCCAUGUCAGGAACCAGACAGGAAUUUUUGAAGAAGCAUUUGCCAGACACCAACAGCGCUUCAACAAGGAGAUGGACAAGGUGGAGAAGUGGAGAAAAGCUCUCUUUUUCUUUUAUCUCAUGGAGUUGUACGAGUCGCAGUUUAUCCAAGAAAUAGUUGAAGUUAUUGGAAAUAAACUGGAUCACACAUGGAAUAGGAGAUUAAGAGUCGAUCCCUAUGUAGUUGGAAUAGAUUAUCGUGUGAAAGGCCUAAACAUGUGGUUAGAAGAUGGAUCAAGUGAUGUUGGAGUAGCUGUAGUCUAUGGGAUGGGUGGAAUUGGCAAGACCACCAUUGCCAAGAUUGCUUAUAACCAGAAUUUCAAUAAAUUUCAAGGUAGCAGCUUUCUUGCAGAUAUUAGAGCAACUUCGAAACUUCCCAAUGGUUUGGUUCACUUGCAAAGGAACCUUCUUUCAGAUCUCCAAAAGGGGAAAGCAAAGAAAAUAUACAACUUGGAUGAAGGAAUUACAAAGAUCAAACGGGCGAUACGUUGCAAAAGAGUUCUUAUUGCUCUUGAUGAUGUGGACAACUUGGAACAAUUCAAUGCAAUUCUUGGAAUGCGAGAAUGGCUUCAUCCAGGAAGUAAAAUAAUCAUAACAACUAGACAUGAACAUUUGUUAAAGGCUCAUGAGAAUUGUGCAAUAUUUAAGGUGGAAGGGUUGCAUGAGUAUGAAUCACUUGAGCUUUUCAGUUGGCAUGCCUUUGGACAACCCCAUCCUGGCGAAGGUUACAUGGAUUUUUCAAGACCUGUAGUGCAACACUGUGGAGGGGUUCCAUUAGCUCUUCAAGUUCUAGGAUCUUCUCUCUUUGGAAAAGCUGCAGAUGGUACAGAAACUAUUAAGGGCCUCAUGCUCAACAUUCCUGUGUUAAUAAAAGAUGAGUCUUCUAAGAUAAUAUCCAAUGGAAGUAACAGAAAAAGAUUCCACGUUGAAGAUUAUGAUGGAAACUGUUCAAGCAGCCGAAGUUGGCUUGGUUUCUUCUCCUGGCAGUCAAUUAGUUCUUCUUCAACAAACUCAUUUCCUGUGUCAAAUGAGAUAGGUUUCAAAACAGAGGCAUUUAGAAGGAUGCACAAUCUUGAACUCCUGGUGCUUGAAAAUGUAAAAAUCAGUGGAGGCUAUGAAGAUUUCCCAAAAAAUUUAAUAUGGUUGUCUUGGCGAGGAUUCGCUUUAAAGUCAAUACCAACCAAUUUUUACUUGGACAGUCUAAUUGCUCUUGAGUUGCGGAACAGCAGCCUCCAACAUGUUUGGAAGGGAACUAGGUUUCUUCCAAGACUGAAAAUCUUAAAUCUCAGUCAUUCACAUGGCCUUGUGACAACCCCUGACUUGUCAGAAUUCCCUAACCUCGAGAGAUUAAUUCUUGAAGAUUGCAUAAAUUUGAAAGAGGUGGAUGAAUCCAUUGGAGAUUUGGAGAAACUUGUUUUCUUGAAUCUAAAAGAUUGCAAAAAUCUCAUGAAGCUUCCAAUAAGAAUUAGUAUGCUGCGAUCUCUCCAGGAACUUAUUCUCUCUGGUUGCUCAAAUCUUGUGCUGCCUGCCAGUAUGAUCGUUAAAAAUCAGUCAGACUCUACACCUAGUGACAUGAAGAAACUCAGUCUGUUAUCUGCAGUUAAAUCGUGGCAAUCAAUCCAAUCAUGGUUGCCUAUCCUCAUUGGACUAUUUGAAUCUAAGUGGAAACCCAUUUUUGAGCCUAUCAGUAAACAUGAAUGGUCUUAG